Molecule: messenger RNA, 4142 nt
Organism: Solea senegalensis (Senegalese sole)
Lineage: Eukaryota; Metazoa; Chordata; Actinopteri; Pleuronectiformes; Soleidae
Gene: nolc1
Product: nucleolar and coiled-body phosphoprotein 1
Cellular component (GO): nucleoplasm; nucleolus
Molecular function (GO): protein binding
Source: RefSeq, a predicted model, not a curated record
UCAUCUUCAUCCGCCGACUUCCGGGCUAUUCCUCCUUCCAGAAGAAGCGUGUUGAAGAUGGCGGAGAAAACCUCAGUGCCGAGUGAUCUUUACAAAUGCGUGUAUUCAUUCCUGCGGGAUAACAAGUUCGCCAAGGCAGCGGAGCAGUUUCUGAAGCAGACCAAAGUGACUCCACAAGAUGAGAACGAAGAAAACCUCGUUAACAUCUUCAACUUCUGGGUGAAGUCUCCUGAGGCCAAGAAAAGGAAAGCGCCUUCUAAUAAGGAUGGAGCUGCAAGCGGUUCCUCAUCCAAGAAAGCGAAAACCACAACAGAGAGCUCCAGCAGUGAUGACUCAAGCAGCGAGGAUGAAGGAGCUGUUGCAAAACCAACGAAGACAGCCACUGCAGCUGCUACUAAGGUCCCUGCUAAAGCAGCUGCAGCUCCUAAAGCUGCAUCCAGCAGCAGUGAGGACUCCAGUGACUCUGAGGAGGAAAACAAGGCUCCUGCAAAGGCUCCAGUGAAGCAGGUCACUCCCGCUCCUGCUGCAGGAAGCACAAGAAAAAAGGACAGCAGCUCUAGCAGUGAAGAAUCUGACUCUGAUGAUGCACAGCCUGCAAAAGCCCCUGCGUCAAAAGCCAAACCAGGGGCAGUGACAGAAUCUAAACCAUCUGCUCCUGCUAAAGGUGCUGCAGGAAAGAAAAAGCAGGAGUCCAGCAGCAGUGAAGAUAGUUCCUCUGACUCUGAAGAUGACAAACCAGCUAAGGCUCCAGUUAAAGCCGCUCCAGUUAAAGCUGCUCCAGUCAAAGCUGUUGCAGCUGAAUCGAGCAGUGAAGACUCUUCAUCUGAAGAUGAGGCUCCUCCCAACAAAAAACCCAAACCUGGAGCAUACAGUGCGGUUCCACCUCCUGCGUCAAUCCAGAAAGCACCAACUAAACCAGCACCGAGCAAGGCCAACCCCGCUGUGGCCAAAGCUGCUGCAAAGAAGCAGGAAUCAAGCUCUGAAAGCUCAGAUUCAAGCUCUGAUGAAGAGGAGGCAAAGAAGCCACCAGCCAAAGUCACCCCAGCUAAACCUGUACCUGCUAAGGCUGCAUCUGCUAAAAAGGAUGAUUCAGAUGAAGAUUCAUCAAGUUCAGAGGAUGAAGAGGAGGCAAAGAAACCUGCAGCAAAGGUGACCCCAGCAAAGAAGGUCAAAGCUAAACCUGCACCUGCCAAGACCACCCCAGCUAAAAAAGACGAGUCCUCAAGCUCAGACAGCAGCUCUGAAGAUGAGGCUCCUGCCACUAAAACUGCAGCCCCAGCAAAACCUCCUGCUGCAUCCAAACCCCCAAGCAAGGUGGUAGAGAGCAGCUCGGAUUCCUCCUCUGAUGAGGAAGAGCCAGCAGCCAAACCAGCUGUCAAGCCAGCCACCCCAGCUUCAAAGCCUGCUACACCUGCUGCAAAGCCUGCUCCUGCCGCAGAGAGCAGUUCUGACUCUGACUCAUCCUCUGAGGAUGAAGAACCAGUCAAGUCUAAACCUGCAACCCCAGCUUCAAAGCCUGCUACACCAGCAGCAAAGCCUGCUGCUGCAGCAGAGAGCAGCUCAGACUCAUCUUCUGAGGAUGAAGAACCAACAGUGAAAGCCAAGCCAGUAGCAGCUGCUAAACCUGCUACCCCAGCCAAGAAGGCUGUUACACCUGCAGCAAAGCCUGCUACUGCAGCAGAGAGCAGCUCAGACUCAUCUUCUGAGGAUGAAGAACCAACAGUGAAAGCCAAGCAAGUAGCAGCUGCUAAACCUGCUACCCCGGCCAAGAAGGCUGUUACACCUGCAGCAAAGCCUGCUACUGCAGUAGAGAGCAGCUCAGACUCAUCUUCUGAGGAUGAAGAACCAACAGUGAAAGCCAAGCCAGUAGCAGCUGCUAAACCUGCUACCCUGGCCAAGAAGUCUGCACCCGCCAAGAAGGCUGUUACACCUGCAGCAAAGCCUGCUGCUGCAGCAGAGAGCAGCUCAGACUCAUCUUCUGAGGAUGAAGAACCACCAGUGAAAGCCAAGCCAGUAGCAGCAGCAGCUAAACCCGCUACCCCGGCCAAGAAGUCUGCUGCAGCAAAGCCAGCAGCAGAGAGCAGCUCAGACUCAUCUUCUGAGGAUGAAGAACCACCAGUGAAAGCCAAGCCAGUAGCAGCGGCAGCUAAACCCGCUACCCCGGCCAAGAAGUCUGCUGCAACAAAGCCAGCAGCAGAUAGCAGCUCAGACUCAUCUUCUGACGAUGAAGAACCACCAGUGAAAGCCAAGCAAGUAGCAGCUGCUAAACCUGCUACCCCAGCAAAAAAGCCUGCUACACCUGCAUCAAAGCCUGCAGCAGCAGAGAGCAGCUCAGAUUCUGACAGCUCAGCCUCUGAGAAUGAGGCCACCAAACCUGCAGCCAAGAAGCAAGCUCCAGCUAAAGUAGUGGUCCAGAAACCUGCUGCUGCUAAGACCCCUGCUGAAUCCAGUGAUGACAGCUCCAGUGAUGAGGAAGAACCCAAGAAGGUAGCACCGCCACCCAAACCCACAGCCACAAAGGCUGCUGCUGCUCCAGCAAAGAAGGCCAAAGAGAGCAGCUCUGAAUCUUCAGAUAGCUCUGACUCCGAGACCAAGGUCACCCCUGCUAAACCUGCAGUCACAAACGGCAAAGCAGCAACACCCAAGACAACCAGUGCAGCAGCCAAGACUCUGGCAAAGAAAGGAGAAUCAUCCAGUGACAGUAGCUCUGAGGAGGAGGAAGAGGCCAAAAGUACAAAAGUGACAAAGGCUCAAAAACCUGCUCCAAAAGCAAAGACAACUCCAGCAGCUAAAGCCAAAGAGAGCAGCAGCUCCUCAGAAAGUUCAUCAGACGAGGAGGAAGCACCCCAAAAAGCAGCCACAGUGCCCAUCACUCCCACUGAAAACGGUACCAACGGAAAGAGAAAAAGGGAUGAAGAAUCUUCAGAAAGUGAAGAGGAAGAGACGGAGGUUGUGACACCAAAAAACAAAAAGGCAACAACUACGCCUCAGACUUUCCCUAAAGCCAACAAAAAGUCUUCCAACGUACCUUUCCGUAGAAUAAGAGAGGAGGACGUUGAUUUGGAUCCCCGUCUUGCAGACAACUCCUUUCACGCAAAGUUUGGAGCCAAAGGGGACUGGGGAGAGAAAGCAAACGAUGUGCUCAAGUUCACAAAAGGCAAGUCAUUCCGCCACGAGAAGACAAAAAAGAAGAGGGGAAGCUACCGCGGCGGUGCCAUCUCCACCACGGUCAACUCUAUUAAGUUUGACAGUGAUUGAGCGCCUCAUCUUCCCGAUUCCUCACACCUGAACUCUUGUUGUCCCUGUGUGAUAAAGACUACCGGUUGUCUGGUUCGUCCCUCCACAUCCAGUAUGUCGUCCCCGCCCCGCAGUUCAGUGACCGAGAAAUGAGAAACCGUAAAACCUGAGCCAGCACCAAGCGUUUUGUUAGUAGCUGCUCUGGGUUUGUUAUGGAGACAGUCAUCAGACAGUUGUCUGAUGAGGCAACAGGAGAAGGUUGUACCCAACUGUGAAUACAGACUCUGCCGUUUGACAUCUGCAUGACAUCGUUACACUUAUAGCCACUAGGUGGCUGCACACCACCUGCUGAUGGUAGAAUUCUAGUCUCUGUUGGGCCCUUUUUCAUUUUGAUUUAAUGUAUGUUGCGCUUGAAUGAUUUUCUUCUUUUUUUGGGGGGGAGGGGGUAACUAACUUCAUUAUGUGUAUGAAUGACAAACAUCCCAAGUCUUCAUUAUGUUUAUGAAAAGGGCUAUUAACUUUAGUGGAUCUGAUUCUAAAUGGUUAGUGGAUCACGUUUAAAUGGGAGCGGGUGUGUACUUGGGCUUUUUUUUCCUUACUUUUACAUACAUACAUACAUUUGAGUAGAGCUUUUUAUACUGUGUAUUUAUUAAGUUUUAUUCCAUUUUGACCUUUAGGACCUCCAUUGCUUGUUCCAAGCUAAUUUCAAGCCAUUUUGCAUUUGUUCGUUGUGACGUUAGGAUGCCCCAGUCAAACCCGUCGUUCCUCUGUUUAUUAUUGGUAUUGAUUUAAUCGUUCAUAAAUUUAACAGCGAUCCAUUAUUUUUCUCAUUUGAAUUUACUGUAUGUACUUGUAAUUUUUACUUCUACUUUGUGUAGCUGUAAUUAAAGACCCAAGAAAUCAAA